GAGCAGGCGCGCGCGGCGCGCUCGCCGGCGGCUGUCGCGGUGGCGGUGGCGGCGUGCAUCGCGCGCCUUCCACUGCCACCGCGCCGUCGUUCACACCGCUUCCAUCGCGAACGCGCCGCUGCUGCGGAGUCAGAGGCGACGCACACGGCGAGGCGGCAGCGUCGGUACCAUCGCACCCGAAGCGCUGGACGAGCGCCAGAGCCGCGCCACCUGUCCACCCGCAAAGUAAAACAACAUGACAGUGGUGAACGAGUGGGUGGCGGGGACGCGGCUGGGCAGCUGGGUCCAGCAGUGUCGCGAGUCGCGCCGAUUGGUGCUUGUCAUCGUCGCCAUCGCGCUUCUCUUGGACAACAUGCUCUUGACCACCGUAGUUCCAAUAAUUCCGGAAUUCCUGUAUGACAUCAACCAUCCGGAUGCGCCGCUGGACGCGCAGGUGGCACCAACAACGCCGCCAUUGUGCGAGAUGCGGCAAGAGAGCAAUCAUACGGAACUCAAUGCCACCACCGUCGCGCCGAUGGAAUACUAUAUGAAAUGUAACUGUAUAAGCGCAAACGGCACGACGAUGGAAGGCUGGUGUAAGGACUUAAGGCACAAGGAUUUGAUCGACGAGACGGUCGGCGUGGGGCUGCUGUUAGCUUCGAAGGCAUUUGUGCAGUUAUUGACGAAUCCGUUCGUCGGACCACUAACUCACAAAAUUGGCUACAGCAUCCCCAUGUUCGCGGGCUUCCUCAUUAUGUUUCUGUCUACAAUCAUAUUCGCGUUCGGUCGCAGCUACUGGGUGCUGUUCGUGGCCCGUGCCCUCCAAGGCGUUGGAUCGUCCUGCUCGAGUGUGUCCGGUAUGGGCAUGCUCGCUGAGCGCUACACCGACGAUAAGGAGCGUGGUAAUGCGAUGGGCAUUGCGCUUGGUGGUCUUGCGCUUGGGGUUCUCAUUGGACCACCAUUCGGGGGCAUCAUGUACGAGUUCGUUGGGAAAUCAGCACCGUUCUUGGUCUUGUCAGCGCUUGCCCUUGGAGACGGACUGCUACAGCUGCUCAUGCUGCAACCGACCGUGGUGCGUCAGGACUGCGACCCACCAUCAAUGAAAGCGUUGGUAACCGAUCCGUAUAUUAUCAUCGCCGCGGGUGCUAUUACCUUUGCUAAUAUGGGUAUUGCAAUGUUGGAACCAUCUUUACCAAUUUGGAUGAUUGACACUAUGCAUGCGGCGCGUUGGGAACAAGGAGCUACUUUUCUUCCAGCAAGUAUUAGUUAUUUGAUCGGUACGAACCUGUUUGGACCGCUUGGACAUCGCAUUGGACGUUGGUUGGCUUCAUUAAUCGGCUUGGUCGUGAUAGGCAUUUGUUUAAUCAGCAUACCCAGCGCUACCACAAUGAAUGAUUUGAUUUUACCGAAUGCUGGUUUAGGAUUUGCUAUUGGAAUGGUGGACAGCUCGAUGAUGCCCGAAUUGGGGUACUUAGUGGAUAUUCGACAUUCAGCUGUUUAUGGAAGUGUUUAUGCCAUUGGUGAUGUGGCAUUCUGCCUGGGAUUUGCUGUUGGUCCGGCAUUGAGUGGCACGCUGGUGAAGAAUAUUGGUUUCAAGCACAUGCUUAUUGGCAUCUCAAUUUUGAACUUCUUGUACGCGCCGCUGCUUUGGUUCCUCAAGAGUCCGCCGACGAAGGAGGAAAAGAAGUCGCUGUUAACUGGUGAUAAGCCAUCAGUUCGCUACGUAACGUACCAGAAUGAGGAAGACGACGAGUAAAUCAAUCUUUAGCCCAAAAAUGAAACGAAACAAACUUAUUAGUUGAUAUUAGUUAAAACUAAAUAAUUGUAUAGAGAGUACAACAUAUAUAAAAUGUAAUUGUAUUGAAUGUUGCAAGAUAUUUAACAUUUAUCAAAAUCAAAACCAAUAAUCUUGUCGUUAAAACAAAACAUUAACAUUCGGAUAGAAGUCGCAUCGAGACAAAUCAAAGUUUACUUCAAAAUCUUUACAAAAUAGAAAGAUCCACGUUUGGAUUAUCGUGAAUGGCUGCACGUAAUCCUGUCCCCACGAAAAAAAAUAUGGCGGAGACGUGGCAAUAAGAUAUCUUUCACAUUUCGGAAUAAAGAUAUAAAAUUUAAUUGGAAUGAUGAACAUUUUAAGCGCUUCUAUCUUCUUGCCCGACCAGACAUAGUCAUUGUGUGUGAGUGUCUGUAUGUGUAAAUAAGAUUUAGUUAAACUUAAGCUCAGAACAAUUAAGCAAACGAACGUCAAACACAUGACAGAAACAUUUAAAGAGAAUUGCUGAGCCAAUCAAAAGUAACGUCAUCAGUGGUAAAAGUCUUUUUCUUGAUGGAGUUGAUUACAAACAAGCAAAACCUAAAAACAAAGUAUAAGCCCGGUAAGCUAUGGGGACCUAAAUAUUACUGUGCAACUUGUACACUUAUACCAUUAGCAGAUAAGCACUUAUUAUGAUGCAAAAAAGGUAAAACAACAAAUAUAAUCAAAAAACGUAUCGUAAUCAGCAAUUAGAAUUAAUUAUAGUUAUAAAAUACUAACGAUAGUUGCUUUACUAAUUGUGCCGGUCGUUUGUCAUUUAUAAGUAUAUUAAGACGUGAUGGAUUCGUCAAAAAGCAAAUAUAUUUUCGGUUUUUUGAUUAACGAGCACGCAAACAUGCGGGAUAUACUUUUUAACGAUGAGAGUGCGCGGAAAUUUUCAUACACGUUUUCUUGAAACCUUCGCGGGCGUGCGGCGCACCGCCUCCCAGAAGAAGAUUAUUGUGAGGAGACAAUAAUCAUCAUUGUAAUCAUCACGAAAGAAAUGUGGUCGAAACAAAAGAAAGAAACAUUUGUUUCAUUUAACCAAUAAAUGGUUGAAGCAAAAGAAGUCAAAGUAACCGACAAAACACAAAACAGUAAAUGUUUGCUGUAAACUGUUUGGUUGAUGACAAAUAAAAAGACACUUUGUGACGGCAGUGCUUAAUUGCGUCACCGAGAAUAAAAAAUGUUUGUUUUCAGUUAGAUAAACAAAACUUUGUUUUCAAGCUGGUAAGGGUCCGAACAACAAUACACAACAUAUUAAGACAACCGCUAACACUAAUUUGUGUCUAUAAAUAGUAAUCGUGUGCUUAUAUUGGAAGUGUAAUACUAUUUAAGUACUGUGUAAUGCAAAACAAGAGCGCGGUUGUCCACGUAUAUAUUGCGUAAGAAAAUAUCACAUAUGAUAUCAAUGUUUAUAUUGUGCGUUGCAAAGAAGAUGAUGAUGAUGAUGAUACUUAACAGGACCAAAAGGGAUAUGACAUAUUUUUGGUACCUGUAAUAUGAUUAUAGUACCUAAUGUAUAAUUAGAUAUUAAUUACUAGUUACAAAGCGCAAACUGUUAUUAGUCGCAAAUUGUUACCUAACAAAUGUACUCCGUACUAUAUUAUUCAUAAUAUCUAUACCUACAUUGUAUUGAAACAUGCAGUAUUAAACUAUUAGUGAUCGGAAGUUUUGGGAGAAUCGUGAUUGCAAACGCAGUGCGAAAUCCGGUAAGGCAACGUUCAGUUAUAACGAAAUUGCAGAUCAAUGUUUUAAUGUAUAAUUUGUGGUGCAAAAUAAAUGGUACAAAAAAUUAUAAUCUAAA
Dalotia coriaria is the source of this 3578-nucleotide messenger RNA. RefSeq names its product Vesicular monoamine transporter (gene Vmat). Gene Ontology annotation, molecular function: serotonin:sodium:chloride symporter activity. NCBI's taxonomy places the organism in Eukaryota, Metazoa, Arthropoda, Insecta, Coleoptera, Staphylinidae. Gene Ontology annotation, biological process: aminergic neurotransmitter loading into synaptic vesicle; transmembrane transport. Gene Ontology annotation, cellular component: terminal bouton; synaptic vesicle membrane. Bases 236 to 1735 code for a protein of 499 amino acids. The record is from RefSeq and is a predicted model, not a curated record. The transcript is spliced from 10 exons.